Aspergillus melleus is the source of this 552-nucleotide messenger RNA. RefSeq lists its product as uncharacterized. NCBI's taxonomy places the organism in Eukaryota, Fungi, Ascomycota, Eurotiomycetes, Eurotiales, Aspergillaceae. The record is from RefSeq and is a predicted model, not a curated record. Bases 1 to 552 code for a protein of 183 amino acids. The transcript has a single exon.
AUGGUUCGCAUUGAUGGAUCGACACUGGCAGAGAAGUGGGAUACACUGGAUGAGACCAGCAAGGAGUCUAUCUGCCAUCAAACGUGGGACAUUGUUUCCCAGAUCAGAGCCAUCCCGCGGCCACCAGAGCUAGAAGGUCUCUUUCUCUGCAUGGCCGAUGGCACUCCCUCCAAAGAUCCAGUAUUCGAGGAUCUUCAAGAACCGGGAAGGCCUUUACGAAGCGACUCCGAGGUGCGAGCUCGCAUCGUCGAGCGUUAUCAUCAAUGCCGUGGUCGUCGCUAUGCGACUGAGCUACCUAACAUGUUGCCGCGUACAGAUACUUCGGUGUUCACACACAGCGAAAUUGCCCCUCGCAACAUCUCGAUCGACGAGCAGAAUAAUAUUGCCGGGCUGCUUGACUGGGCAUCGGCGGGUUGGUAUCCGGACUAUUGGGAGUAUGCGCAGAUACUUAGACCUACCCCCUGGGGCGAUUGGUCGGAGUGGAUGGAACGGACUGCGCCGCAGAAGUGGGAUAUCAAGGGAAUCAAUGUCUCCCGGAAGGCCUUGUUUUAA